AUAACAAUUGCUUUUUUAUUUUAGAAAAAUAAAUUACAAUGAAUGAAAGCACUGAAAUUCCAAUAGAGAUGCAUACUAAGAUUUGCAAAAAAAUUGCACAAUUAACUAAGGUGAUUUACACGCUAAACUCUCGAGCUGAAGAACAAGACAUUAUGAUGCAAAAACUCAAGGAAAGCCAUGAAAAUGAUAUUAAAAGAAUAAUACUGGAGUGUAAAAGCAAGGUCCUAAAGUUUAAGAAUCAAUCACAAAAUCUAUUGGGAAAAGAAAAGGAAUUUAUACACCUGCAAGAUUUAGUAAAAGAUUUAAGGGGGGAUAAUUCGAGAUUGCAAAAUGUUCUUGAGUCACAGCUGGAAAAAGCAACUUUGCACGAAAAACAACUACAAAGUGACUACGAAAACAAAUAUUUAAUUUUGCAAAACAAAUUUUUGGAACAAAAGAGAUACUAUGAUGAGCUGGUAAAUUCAUUUAAAUCAUUUCAAAAUGAAAUUGAAAGUAAGAAAAAACAACUAACGGAAGAGAUAAGAGCAAAAUAUCUUAAUGAAAUAAAGCAAAUGUCAAUAUCACACGAGAAAGACAUUUUAGCUGUGACAGAUGCUAAAGCAACGUAUGAAUAUGAGAUAAACAAGCAAAAAAAUGAAUUUAAUAUUUUACAAGCACAAUGGAUAACUGAAAAGCAAGAAAUGAACAGUGAAUACGAAAACAAAUAUGCAAAACUGAAAAGUUUUUAUGAAAAAGAGAUUGAACUCAUUACACUAAAAAAUGAAGAUAAGGAGAAACUUGAACAUGAAAAAUCUUUAUUGACAAAUAAUUUAGAACUUGCAAAGUCAGAUUUAAAUAAUCGAAUACGUUUUUUGGAGAGAAAGGUGGAAGAUUCAGAAAGCUUAAUUGAAAAGUAUCAAAAUGAUUGUACAUCUCUUGAGAAACGGAUUUCAGAGUUAAACUUAAAAUGUGAAAAUUCUGUGGCUAUGGUUGAUGAUAAAAGCAAAACAAUUACAGAGUUAACGGAUAUCAUAACAAUGAAAAAAACUAAAAUGGAAAGUAUAAUGAGAGAGCUGGCUGAGUACAAGUCGAAAUUUGAAACACUGAGAGAAGAUACAUUACUUAAAGUAAACAGAAAAGAUGCUGAUUUGUUAAAGUUGAAAGAAACUUGUGAAUCAACAAAGAAACAGCUUUCAGAUGUUCAAACUAAACUCCAUACUGUUGAGACAGAAUUCUCUUUAUUACAAGAAAAAAAUAAAAAUAUCACCAACAAAAUCAUGCAGAUAUCAGGUGAAAAAGAUCAGACUGAAGCAAUGUACAAGAAUACACAAUCCACAUUACAAGAGAAGAAUAAGGAAUUGGAUGCACUUCUUUUAAAGUUGAAAGAAAGCAAGGAACAGCAGAAUUUCACUGCCAAAGAUUUAGAAAAACGAUACGCUAAAGAACUGCAAGAUGAAAGGGAUAAGCAUACUGGAAAUAUUAAAAAGUUUAAAAAAGAAACUGAAAAAAUAUUACAAGAAAGUCAAAGUAAACUUUUAGAAGAGUUUGCUAAGGAAAGGGAAAAUGUUCUUAAUGAAACAAACAGUGUAAUAGCAAAGAAAGAUACAGAAAUUAAUAAAUUACAAGAACAGCUUAAAGGUGUCAAUGCUGAAGUAGAAAAUUUAACUAAGAAUUUGAAAGAUUUUGAAGAUCAGUUAAACAAUACAAAAAAUAUCAACACUGAUCUGAAAUUACAGUUAUCCAAUGUUAAGAAAUUAUGCAUGGAUUCAGAAGAAAAAUGUAAUAGAUUGCAAACCCAACUUGAUUCUUUAAAGAGUGGCUUAGAUCAAGAAAAAGACAGAUUCAUUCAGGAAAAGAAAGAAUUAGAAGAACAUCUACAGACAAAAUUUAAAGAACAGACAGAACAUUUAGACGAACAUUGGAAGGAAAAAUUUAGACUUACUCAAAGUGAUCUCCAGAAAAGAAUGCAAGAGGAGAAUGAGGCCAUCUUAAAAAAGAUGAUAAAACAACAUGAGAACGAGAUUGAAGUGUUACGUUCAAAAAUGGAUAACGAGAAUGUGGUAUUAAAUAACCAAAUUUCUCAUUUAAAAGCUAUUUAUGGUGAAUUAGAACACACUACUUCUGACGAAAAAACGAAAUUGAGGGAGCAAAUUGAACAUGCACAAAGACAAUUUGAAGAAGAGAAGGAAAAACUCAUUGCAUCAUAUAAAACGGAAAUGGAGGAGUUAAAAAAUAUUCUUGAAAAUGAAAAAAAUGAGUCAUUAAAACAACUGCACGAUUCUCACUAUCUUGCUUUAGAAGAGUCACAAGAGAAGCAGAAACUGUCCUUGGAUGAACUUCAAAAUAAACACAGUAUAUUGGUCAAAGCUUUAAAAAGUCAAUACGUUGUAGAAAAGGAAGCAGAAUUAAAGAAUUUGAAUGAUAAGCUUUUAUCUGAAAAAGAAACUUUGCGAGACUUCUUGAGACUACAAAACGAGGAGCGGGUUAAACAACUCUCAGGGGAAUAUGAACAGCAAAUUAUGGAUAUUAAAAAUGAAUUAGGAAGAAGCAAUGAGUUACGACAAAAGGAGUUUUUAGUGCAUACAGAAAAAAUAUCUGCAUUAGUGCAAAGUUUGGACAAAGAAAAAACGCAAGUAGAGAAUUUCAAAUUAAAACUGAAUGUCUUAGAAGAAGAAGCAAGAACGUUGCGCAAAGAACUCGAAGCGAAAGUCGAAGAAGUUUUGGAAAUAAGAAGAGAAUGCAAUUCUAGAUUAAGAAGUCAUACAGAUGACAUGUCCCAUCAACAUCAGUUGCAGAUGGAAACUAUAAAAGCUGCACACCUAAAAGAACUUCAAGCAUGUUUAGCAGAGUGGAUGGAAAAACAAAGUUAUCUGGAAGAUCAAAUAUCGACGUUAAAAUUAUUGCUUGAGGAAGGCGAGGAAAGGUUUCGCAACCGACCAUCUCGUGAAGAAGACAUGUUAUUUAUCUCCGAGCUCCAACAAAAGAUUUUAGAACAAGAUCUUGAAUGUAAAAGAUUGGGUGACGAGAGAAAAUUGUAUCGGUUGGAGUUGGUCAACAGAGAGGAAAAUUUCAACAAAGUUUUCAAAACCUCGCCUAACAUUGGUUUUAUGAAUCCACUUGAACAGGCUAAAAGAAGAAGUGCGAAAAAGAAGUGAUCAUUAUCUACAGACUGGACGAUUACACAGCAUACGUUGCUCGACUCGCAAGAUAUACCACCGCAGUUUAGGAUUUUAAUGGCUGUUUGUUAUGGCCUAUCUAGAUAAUGUUUUACUUGAUUUGAUUUUAAACGCAGAAAUACAGACAUUUUCAGAACGUUUUCUAAAAGUGCAAACACUGCAGUUAUUCUGCCAAAAUCGUGAGCGCAACCUAGUUACCAAGCUUCUGAACGUUAGUUUCAUUUAAACGCAUUCAAUGUGAAUAAUGCUGAUUUUUUUGUGCUUUUAAUUAAAUGUUGCGUAAGCGAGACCCUGCUUUGACAGUUUUUGGUUUUCGCCUUUAAGCUGUUUGAACGCAAGAAUAAGAAUUAGAUUUACACCGUUCAGUGUUUCCUAUAUCCUUUUUAUGUAUUUUUAGGAGAAAUGUAGGUUCUCUCGUGCGUAUAAUAGAAAGUUUACUUUCAAAAUAUAAUUUUUGUUAUGAGCAAAUAAAUCCAUGUACAUUCUCAUAAGUGUACACGUGUAUCAUAAAUUAUCUAUUUAUUUUGAAAUUUAAUAUAUUUUCUUACACUGUUUUAAA
This is a messenger RNA of Hydractinia symbiolongicarpus, 3714 nucleotides long. RefSeq names its product protein FAM184A-like. The transcript has 12 exons. Lineage: Eukaryota; Metazoa; Cnidaria; Hydrozoa; Anthoathecata; Hydractiniidae. The record is from RefSeq and is a predicted model, not a curated record. The coding region runs from base 39 to 3134 and encodes 1031 amino acids.